AUGAAUAAUAACAGUAGGGGUGCGUUUUUGUUAAAAUUGGCGUGCAAAAAACACCAACAAGACAUUUCUGAUCAGACUACUGUUCAAAAUACACUCAUAGGAAGCGACGAUUUAGUGAAAGAUAGUGGUCAUGCAUCAGAUAAGGAAAACAUUUAUUUUGGAGACAGUGACGACAGCGUCAAAGACCCAAAUUUUGAAAUCACAACGUGUGCUAAUAAAAGCAGCAGCUCAGACGAUAGUUCUGGUCGUCCAGCUGCAAAAAAGCGCGUUAGACGAGUAUCUGACUUAUCGAGCACGUCACAGCAAAAAACUCAGCCUGUUUCAAAUACUGAAAUUCCUGGACCAACCUGUUGCAUAAUAGAAAACUAUAAUCCUACUCCCUCUUCAUCUAAAGAUGCGCUAAUGUCGGUGGACGAGACGCUGAUAUGCUCGUUCCAGAUUUUGAAGCCGGCCGACAAGCGCAAGCUGUACACCGGACUCAACAUGGGCCGCCCCAAAACACCGCCUUACUCACAGCCCAAGAACAAGAAGAAGUGA
Messenger RNA from Parnassius apollo (apollo), 537 nucleotides. NCBI's taxonomy places the organism in Eukaryota, Metazoa, Arthropoda, Insecta, Lepidoptera, Papilionidae. The record is from the annotation of a GenBank genome assembly.